AUUCAGAACUUUACUAACGGUAUAUGUCCGGUGAAUCGAUCAACUCUUUCUGCAGUGAUGGUGCUCUUUCACCCCGCACUUCUAGCUUAGCCGCCUCAUUCAUUCCUAUCCCACCUAGUAUUCCUCAAAUGGCAAGACAGCAACUGUGUAGGACCACCAGACGCAAUUCUCCCUGCUCACUUCCUGGUCGACUAAACCGAGCCCUGUCGCUGGGCACCAUUCCAUCCCUGACAAAGACAGAUUCCGGCUAUUUGUUCAGUGGGAGUCGGCCACCAUCCCAAACAACAAUCUCCAAGGACUCACCACCUUCAGAUUAUUUCUCCUUGAAGUCUGGAAGCCGACCGUCUUCACCCUCAAUAUCGCCAACUCCGUCAGUGGCAGGAUCGGUAACAUCCAGUUCCGGCUCCUUGCAUCACCGGCGUCCCCUCAUCAGCCCUGCACGUCUCAACCUCACGGGACAAAGACUCAAAUUGUUCACGGAGUGCGUCGCCAUCCAACAGAGCCCAGGAAAGUUAAUCCGUAAAGCCUGGCCUUCUCCAAACGUAUCAGACACAAACGUUUCCAGUAAUGUUCUGCAGCAGGAUGUCACCCAUGUCUCUUCUCAUAGUCACAAUGCCAAGUCUGUGGAAGGAGGGAGUAUAUACAGUGAGACAACUGGCCAGAGGAAAGAUAGCUCUUCCAGAUCCUCAGCUUGUGUGGUUGACACCACCACCAAUCUUGGGCAGCAAGCUGGUGACAGUUCCAGAGGAUGGAAAGGACUUUGUGGAAACAUCCUGUGGGCAAGUCUUCUGGGAUUAAGUCUGACAGCAAAUGUGAUCUUUGCCUCCGUCUACCUCUACCAGGGUCUGCACUGAUCAGAAAGCAGUAAUUCAGGACACCUUCUGAAGAAGCUGUCAAAGAUUUACGGUCCAGUCAACUGCUCCUUGUCUCUCUUAGCCUCACGCCGCAGGUGAAGACUGCCUUUGCAUUGUCAGUAAAUCAUCCCUCUGCCUCCAAUGACAGCAUAUAGGGUACAGGCAAGUUAGAGGAAUAUAAUGGGAAGGAUGCAGCCUGCCUUGUCCUCCCAACAGGAAUGGUGAUUGGAAUCUGCCCCCUCAUCUAUCCUGCAAACUUGUAUUUGCAUUUGGAAUGAGUUUGAUCUGGGCUCCAUUGCAUUGUAUUUAUUUCUGUAAAAAGAAAUUGACUGAAAACGAAAGCACAUUCAUGUAGCUUACUACUGCACUGAGUGAAUGCCAAGGGAAUGCAAUUUAACUGGCUAUUGUUAAAAUUCUUUCCAUUUUCAUAUAUAUUUUUUAAAGGCUUUUUGGCCUAGUUUCAUUUAUUCAACUUUUUCCAACCGAUGUAGUUUUCUUUUUGCUGCUUUGUUCUGGAACUUUGCAAGACAAGGUAAAUUUAGCAUCGAAACCUUGUUCCGUGUUCACUGUUCGGGUAAAGAAAUGACGUGUGAUGGCAAUGGUGGUGCAAGUUGCAGCACUCAGUAACGUAUGUUCACUUCUGUACUGCCUCCAUGAUUGAGGUCUCCCAGCUACUUGUCAACCUGAAUGUAUGUGAUUAGCAUAACAUCCCGCUGGCUGCUGGGUAACGAUCCACAAUUGGAAAAUAUGUUUUCUAAAAAUGUUGACGCAGCUCCAGAGAAAUGAAACAAAUUGAGCCUACUGCAUCACUAAAAUUUACACACAAUUGGUUAAAUUAUGCCUGGCUAAAAGAAACUGGAAACACUUUGUGUGUAUGCUGCCUUUCUACAAAUGAGAAACCUUUAGUAAUAGGAUACAGAUGUGGUGAAAGUAACUUAAAUUUGACUUCUGAGUGUGAUGGUUUUUUCUUCCUCUUCACUUUAAAGUUGGACAUGAUUCAUCAAUCCACCUUUUCUUGUUUAUUAUCUCAAGCACUAAUGUAAAAGUCACACUUUUUAGACCAAUUUUUAAUGCGAGAAAUCAUGGGUGCUACAUGCAUAAUGUUUUCAAAGAGUUGAUAUGCUUAAUUUGGACCUGAACAAAAUCCAAAAUUAACCAUUACAAAGGAAUAAAGUAAAAACCAACACACUAAAGAAUUCAUAUUAACUUCUUGCCUUUACUUAUUUUCUAACUUUAGGAGCUAAUGCAUUUCAACUCCUGGAAUAUUCUCUGCCUUCAAAAGUCAUGGGCUUUGAUCACUUUAAUAAAAAAAAACUAGGGAAAUUGUUUACAUGAGAUAAUCUGAAAAAAAUCACUUUAAGGCAAAAAUCAUGGGGGUCAACCUUUAACGCGAAAUUGACUUUUACAUGGGUCUAUGUGCUAACUCUUACGAAAAUGGACUGUUGGAAGAUACAAGUGCAAUAGCCUACAAGAACUAUUUGGAGAGAAAAGGAAAUCUUGCACUGAAAAGGGUUAAUGCUACAUUGUAUGUUUCCAGUCCACGCAUUCUUAUACGGUUCAAGCUGACCUGCUACAGCUCAACUUACUGCCAAGUGAUACUGACCAGGGCAAAUGGACAUUUGCAGCUGAACAAAUGGGCAGAGUCAAUUCUCCGAGGGUCUCUUUUCCCUUCCUCCUUUCAACCAGUUGGCUCAACAAAGUGGAACCUUUGAAACGAAGGCAAAUAUAAAACUAUUUUUGAAGGGGGAUGUGUGGAGUGGGGGAGGGGAAUAGCUAUCAUCAAAAACACUGUUUUUGGCUCCCAGAUCACAGACGAUGCCUUUGUUGUCUGCUGUAGGUAGGGAUAGUGCCUCAGGGAAGGUAUACCUAAAUGUCGGCUGGUUAGCUGUGGUAGAGCUGUGUUAAAUAACAGCGUACAGACCCUCAAGUUAAAUUCACAAUUAAUAGCAAUGAAUGUGGCUCCACUUUUUAAAGUAGACGUAAGGGAUCAAGGUAUGAUAACCAUAUUGGGGUGGGACCCAUUAUACCUUCUGAGGAUAGCACUGAACUCCAUUAUAGGAAAUCAGUACUCAUCCUGACCCCUACGGAUAGGAGAUAACACUCUGUAAUUUUGAUCAGAAAACAUGAACACGUCUGUAUAGAAUGCCAAUGUGUAGAAAGUAAACACUAGGACAAAUUAACAGCUCCCUAUUCUACUCUGAAUUGAACAUGUUCUAACCACUACAAAGAAAUGGUAGACCAUAUGGCGCUGUGUGUUUCUGGAUGUAGGAGUUUAGCUUUAAUCACAAACAAACACUAGCAAGAGGAUUGGAAGCUUUGGAUUAAGGAGAAUUAAAAACAGUUGCACUUACGUGGCAAUGGUGGCAAGUUACCCGUGGUAUGGGAAUGGCUCACUUUACCAAUUUGCCAACAAAACACAAUUCAUUCACUAUACAAGAGCCCAAGUCUUGACUUCUGAUAUUCUGGCUACUGUAUACAUUUCUUUUUUUAGUCACUCAUGGGAUAUGGGCAUCACUGGCUGGGCCGAAAUGUAUUACCCAGAGGAUUGUUCAGGUUUAGACCAGGUGAGGUCAUCAGUUUCCUUCCCUAAAGGACAUUAGUGAGCCAGGUGGCUUUUUUUGUUAAAAUGAGAAUUGACAAUUAGUUUCACUCUUCUUUUUAAAUUGACUUCAAAUUGCACCAUCUGCCAUGGUGGGAUUGUGAACCUGGGUCCCCCAAAGUGUUACCCGAGUCUCUGAUAACAUCACGGAGCAUUGCCUCCCUUAAUUUGCAUUCAAUUUCCUAAUCACAGAACAGUGUCCAGCUAAUGAAUUCACAACAUUCGACAGAAUGCUAACAGAAAUAUCAAAGCCUGCCGAUUAAAAGUCAAUGUUAAUCCUUCAGAAUAACCAUACAAAUCUUCUGACCAACAAAUCUGUUACAUUUUAUAUUGCAGACACCUCUACAUCAUUAGCAUGGUGUAAGUGGGUUAGUGCAUUGUUAGUAUGUUUAAAUGAGCGAUAUUUUGGGGAAAGUGAUUGAAAUUAUUCCUCAAAAAUAUUUAACUUUUAUGGACAAAUGGAACAGUCCUGUGUGAGUCAGCGCUGACUCUCAAGAGUUCCCAUAAAUCCAAAUGCUUAAAACCAUACUUUAUACUUUCAUAAUUGGACCAAAGUCAUGUGCAGACUAGAUUUGUACUUUAAUUAGUACAGAAAGCCUUACCUUUGGGACUGAAAAGAAUUGGAAUCUAUUAUUUAUGAACUUUCAAAUGCAGUUUUUAAAAAAUCUACUGACACCAAGGAACAGAACAGUCUGUCCUGCUCCAGUAUAUAUCUCUCUUGGGUUUUUCCCCCGUGUACAGAACUCAGAUUAUUUCAAGCCAUUUCCUCACAGUAACUACUUUGGUGUUUUCUACACUGUGCCAUUCUUAGUGGGCUCUUGCUUAGCCUGUGCCAUCCUUUGAGUUUUGUGCUGCCAGUCUCUGAUGGUUGUUUAGGCAUGGUUUCUUGCACGUGCCACUUAGAAAUGUGAACUUCUUUCUUUUAUUGUGUGGUUUCCUGGCAUCAUCCACUCUAGCUGCAUGUAUCCUGUUGCUAAUUUAUUGCUGCUAACCUUUCUUGCAGCCUGUAGUUUCCUAUUACUCCUCCAACAGUGGGAAUUGUGCCCUAAGAUUGCUCCCUUCAAGGAAUCCUGUCCUGCUUCUCCCAAUUCAGAGCCCAAAUCCCAAGAUAUUCCACCAAAUUUGAAUUGCUGAUGUUGAAUUGAAUUGAAUUGAAUUUAUUGUCACGUAUACUGAGGCACAAUGAAAAGCUUUGUCUUGCGAGCAAUACAGGCAGAUCACAUAGUUAAGUAGCAUAGAUAAGGGCAUCUUGUGUGCUUGUGGGUAAUGUUCCUACCUCUAAGCCAGGAGCCCUGGGUUCCAUUACUGAUCCAGAUGGUGCUUUCGUAACGCGAACGAACAGGUUAAUUUUCAACUGGGAAAUCCUACCUCUUCGCCAGAAUCGGGCAGUAAAAUGGGGGGGGAGUGGGGAUGUUCUCUGCAUCAGUCUCGCUCAGUGGGCGGAGGUGCCCCUUAAGCUAUAGGCUCUGGUGACAGCUUUCUCUCCUGUUUCAGGUCAAAUCCAGACAUAUUUAUGUAUGGGCAUUCUCUGCCUGCUGCACCACCAAGUUAAAAAUAAGAAGAGUUGAUGCAAAGCAAAUACUGAUAAUGACCAUAGUCAAGGGCAGCGCUCUCAUUUGAGAGAGAGUGAUGACUGGUGAUGAGAAAACCUGAGGUAACCUCAGCUGGUACGGGAAUUGAACCCACGCUGUUGACGUUACUCUGCAUCGCAAGCCAGCCAUCCAUCCCACUGAGAUAUCCUCUCCACCCCAUACCACUGAGAUGUCCAUUCCUCACCAUACCACAGAGAUAUCGACUGCUCCCCCAGCCCCUACUGAGCUAGCCACACCCUCCCACUGAGCCAACUGCAUAGAUGUUAUUUCAUAGUCGCAUGACAUCAAGAUAGCAAAUGGAUGUAUAAGCAAUGAGUUCAGGAUCAAGCAGUUGAGAGUGACCAAUAGCAGGUUGAGUUGGAUCCAGUAAUGUAAAGCUCAAAGAACAGAAAGCUUUCUGGAUUCUUGCUGUAGGCUAACACCAAUACAGGGAGACUGCAGACAUUGCUGUACAUGCUACCCAGCUGAUGUUAUUCCCAGUUUUACUUUAGCUGAGCUGUCACAGCAUCAAAUGCUUCCUUUCCUCCGGGCCUUUUAAGGGGUGGUGUUUAUAUGUGUUCUGACAUCACGUAAUAGCUAACAAAAUCAUUCAUCAGCUUAACCUAUUUCAGAUUCUUCCUUUAGAUUCUGAUGCUUUGAUAUUGCAGCUUUAAUUCCCCCGAGCCUAAUUACGUGAGGGUUGUUUUAUUUUCUAAUUUCAGUGCCUUUUUGCUAACAAAGCUGCUCUUGCCAUUUCUGUAGUGUUUGUGGACAGGGUUGUUUGAUUCAAACAGUCGUCUCACAGCUACUGAAAGAAAAUACUGAAUAAUUUUGUCAAAUGAAUGCCGAGGGAGGCUGAGCUGCUUUUUGCUUUCCCCACAAGGUGAAGCCGAAAGCAAAUCUUGAACCGGCUUAACAGCUUCUUUAUGCAACAAUUCAAAAACACAACAGUCCUCUCUCUGCUUAUGAGUCUAUGAUAUUAUCUGUGUUGUUUACAGGAUCUGUACAGUGAAACAUUUUUUUUAGUGGUAAUCUUUCACGGUAUCUCCCUCAGUCUGAAGCCCCAACACCUGAAUGAUGUACAUAUUUUUUGCAUAUAUGCUGAUGUGUCGGGUUACUUCCUAGUUGAUCUUUCUCCCCCUCAUGGUAUUAACGCUGUUUGUGGCUUUUAUCAUUUGUAAGCCAGUUGAAAUCUCAGAAUGAAUUUUUUCAACUUAUUUUUUGAGCUCCUCCUGCCUGGCCUUAUGUCAAGGUAAAGUGGGACUGGUCAUAAAAAAGGAAGGUGGGAUCACUCCCAGAAAUGCAGGAUAAUGCUGUUAUAUGCCAUUUUGUUUUCUGUUUUUAAAAAAAAAUAAAAGUUGAUUGGCGAAAAGUUUA
This is a messenger RNA of Hemiscyllium ocellatum (epaulette shark), 6401 nucleotides long. RefSeq names its product transmembrane protein 201-like. The transcript is spliced from 6 exons. Lineage: Eukaryota; Metazoa; Chordata; Chondrichthyes; Orectolobiformes; Hemiscylliidae. Gene Ontology annotation, cellular component: nuclear membrane. Bases 24 to 854 code for a protein of 276 amino acids. Gene Ontology annotation, molecular function: lamin binding; actin filament binding. Gene Ontology annotation, biological process: nuclear migration along microtubule. The record is from RefSeq and is a predicted model, not a curated record.